AGGCGCCGGCGGGAGUCGGGGAUCCUGCUUUGGGGCCCAGAUGGGGGAACCCCGGGCUGGGGCCCCCCUGGACGAUGGCAGCGGCUGGACAGGAAGUGAGGAAGGAAGUGAGGAGGGCACCGGUGGCAGCGAGGGCGCAGGGGGCGAUGGGGGCCCUGACGCAGAGGGUGUCUGGAGUCCCGACAUUGAGCAGAGCUUCCAGGAGGCCUUGGCCAUCUACCCGCCGUGUGGCCGGCGGAAAAUCAUCCUGUCGGACGAAGGCAAGAUGUAUGGUCGGAAUGAAUUGAUUGCUCGCUACAUCAAGCUGAGAACUGGCAAGACCCGAACUCGCAAACAGGUCUCUAGUCACAUCCAGGUUUUGGCCCGAAGGAAAUCGAGGGAAAUCCAGUCCAAGCUCAAGGCCCUGAAUGUGGACCAAGUUUCCAAAGACAAGGCUUUCCAGACUAUGGCCACCAUGUCCUCGGCCCAGCUCAUCUCGGCACCUUCUCUGCAGGCCAAACUGGGUCCUGCUGGUCCUCAGGCCUCUGAGCUCUUCCAGUUUUGGUCAGGGGGCUCUGGGUCCCCAUGGAAUGUUCCAGAUGUGAAGCCAUUCUCACAGACCCCGUUCUCCUUGUCACUGACUCCCCCAUCCACUGACCUCCCAGGGUAUGAGCCCCCCCAAGCCCUCUCUCCUCCUGCCCUGCCCCCACCUGCCCCAUCACCCCCGGGCUGGCAGGCUCGGGCCCUGGGCACUGCCCGGUUGCAGCUGGUGGAGUUCUCAGCUUUUGUGGAACCUCCUGAUGCAGUUGAUUCUUACCAGAGGCACCUGUUCGUACACAUCAGCCAGCACUGCCCCAGCCCUGGCGCACCCCCUCUCGAGAGCGUCGAUGUCCGGCAGAUCUAUGACAAGUUCCCAGAGAAGAAGGGCGGCCUGCGGGAGCUGUAUGACCGUGGGCCCCCUCACGCCUUCUUCCUGGUCAAGUUCUGGGCCGACCUAAACUGGGGCCCUAGUGCUGACGAAGUGGGGGCCAGCGGCGGCGGCAGCAGCGGCAGCAGCGGUGGCUUCUACGGCGUGAGCAGCCAGUACGAGAGUCUGGAGCACAUGACCCUCACCUGCUCCUCCAAGAUCUGCUCCUUUGGCAAGCAGGUGGUGGAGAAGGUGGAGACUGAGCGUGCCCAGCUGGAGGAUGGGCGCUUCGUGUACCGCCUGCUGCGCUCACCCAUGUGUGAGUACCUGGUGAACUUCCUGCACAAGCUGCGGCAGCUGCCCGAGCGCUACAUGAUGAACAGCGUCCUGGAGAACUUCACCAUCCUGCAGGUGGUGACCAACAGAGACACCCAGGAGCUGCUGCUGUGCACCGCCUACGUCUUCGAGGUCUCCACCAGUGAGCGGGGGGCUCAGCACCAUAUUUACCGGCUGGUCAGGGACUGAAGGGGCACCCCAG
Messenger RNA from Condylura cristata (star-nosed mole), 1424 nucleotides. RefSeq names its product TEA domain family member 2 (gene TEAD2). The coding region runs from base 41 to 1411 and encodes 456 amino acids. Gene Ontology annotation, biological process: regulation of transcription by RNA polymerase II; hippo signaling; embryonic organ development. Gene Ontology annotation, cellular component: transcription regulator complex. Lineage: Eukaryota; Metazoa; Chordata; Mammalia; Eulipotyphla; Talpidae. The record is from RefSeq and is a predicted model, not a curated record. Gene Ontology annotation, molecular function: DNA-binding transcription factor activity, RNA polymerase II-specific; RNA polymerase II cis-regulatory region sequence-specific DNA binding. The transcript is spliced from 13 exons.